Messenger RNA from Colletotrichum graminicola M1.001, 1530 nucleotides. RefSeq names its product mucin. Bases 1 to 1530 code for a protein of 509 amino acids. The record is from RefSeq and is a predicted model, not a curated record. The transcript is spliced from 2 exons. Lineage: Eukaryota; Fungi; Ascomycota; Sordariomycetes; Glomerellales; Glomerellaceae.
AUGCAUAUCUACUUCAGCUCCCUCGAACGCCUACACUUCGCCAAACUAGCCCCGGCUCCCACUCCCCCGUCCAAACACCUCGACUUCUGCUGCGACUAUUCAGGCACCGGCUCCAAUCCCAAGACCCUGAAGCAGCGCCGAAGAGAACGUCAGGCCAGGCUCGCUGCUGACCAGGGCCCUGACCGCAUCAAGAGACGCUCGUCUCACCGUGCCGUCGGUCCCCGCUCGUCGGCCGCGUCCGUGUACGUGCGUCUGCCGGACAAGAUCAAAAAGAGGCAUCUGACGACGGAAGAGCAAAUCAUUGCCUCCCGGAACCGGAGACACGACAUCAUUCUCGACCCGGCGGAUGAGGCUGUCUACAAGGUCCGAAGAAGAGCGUCCAGCCUGACAAUCCAAGACGAGUUGUGGAGCCCGACCUUGUCCGUGAGACCUCAGACGAUGGAGGACAGGCCAAGCCAGGAGCCGCACGAGCGGGCGGCCAAGGUUGCGGAGCAGAGGUCGUCGCCGCCUCAGAAGAAGCGUGACUCUUUCUACGACAGUUUCCGGUGGCUCGAGGAGGAUGACGAGCUGGACCUUCGCUUGCAGCUGGACGACUACCACGCCAACUUGAGAGAUGACCUCCCCGCCAACCCGGAACAGCGCAGGCCGUCGUUCCGCAGGCGCUUGUCCAUCAGCAAGAUCCCCUUUGGACGCACGUCUCUCUCGUCGUCGAGCCGUCCCGGCACUACGCCAGGCGUCUUCAGCGACCCUUCGUCCCCGCGCCUGCCAGACUAUUCGAGCAGCCCCGGCGCAGCGUCCUCGUUCAGCCAUGCCCGGCGGAGAUCGCGCGCGCUGUCGCUGAUUUCGCCCAAGCAUAGCCCGCAGGACUCCCUUGCGGCUUUCGACCCGGAGGCGGCACACUACAAGGACCCGGAGGCGCGUCUGAAGCUGCGGGUGUACCUCGCGUCCCCUCAGAAGUUUGACGAGGCCAUCGAGUUCGGCUUCCCUUCCAAAGAGGCCAUGGUGUCGCAGCCGGGCAGGGACGCUAAGCAGCAGCCCAAGGCCAGAUCGCCCAAGGCGGCGGACGAGACGGACAAGAUGCGUACGUUCCUCGCGGACGACAGGUCUUCGAUCUCGAGCGACGAUGGAUCCCUCGACUCGGACUCGCCCAAGACGCCUCACACUGUGGAGAUGGCGGGGCUUAGGCCGCCGCCCAUCAGAGACGACCAGCUCCAGUCGCCCAAGCCAUCGACCGAGUACGCACGGAUGCCGGCAGAGGCAAGGGAAAUGACUCUGCGCAUGACGCUCACACGGCCGGAUCUCCGAGCCCACGAGGACCAGAUGUACGGGUGGCAGAAGAACUGGGCAGCCGGCAGGAAAUCGACCAACGGGCUGCGCGACGACUUCCCGACGGCCACGUACGUCCGUGAUGCGUCGUCCAAGGAGAGCAUCGAGCGCCAGUUCGCGGCCAUGGAUCAGGAGAACGUUCAGGCGAGCGACCAGGGCGUCAUGAAGCGUUUUUGGAACAAGGUCCGACGCGGACCCGCAUAA